ACCAAUCGCCGUUCUUAUUGUUUCGAGGAUUGAAGCUUUAGCCGUCAGUCGCUUGGGUUGUCGUCUGAGAGAGAGAGAAGAAUGGCGACUUCAGGGCAGUGGCUGGAGAAGGCGUUGGAUGAUCUCUGCAAGAAGAUGGAAACUGGUUGGGGUCUCGAUAAGGAUAUGAUUUCUGGCUUGGUUUCAUACUGUGAGCUCGCCCAGCCCCAAGACGCUAAAGAGUAUCUUGAUAACAUCAUAGGUCAGGAAGUUGGUAAAAGUGUGAUAAAUGAGUAUUUGCGGCUGCGAGGUCAUUCUGACCUCUGCAGCAAAACGUUGGAUGUUCCAACUUCAACCUUACAUACCUAUGUCAAACCACCCUCCCAUGAAGUUUCUUUUGGCGGAUCCAAGAAACCUGUUAAAACACCAAAAACCAUUUCUAUCUCCAGUAAAGAGAUAGAACCAAAGAAGGCUACUACCUCUAGUAACGUGGAAAGCCAGGUUUCAUCAGAUACUCGCAAUUCAUCAUCUGGCAAAGGGAAUCAAAGUUCUUCUAGAAAGAAGAAGGCUACCAAAGUUGUUUCUCUGGCUGAAGCUGCCAAAGGAUCAAUUGUGUUCCAGCAAGGAAAACCAUGUUCAUGCCAAGCUCGUCGUCAUAGAUUAGUGAGCAAUUGUCUAUCAUGUGGCAAGAUUGUAUGUGAACAAGAGGGAGAAGGCCCAUGCAGUUUUUGUGGAUCCCUUGUGCUGAGAGAAGGGAGCACGUAUGCUGGUAUGGAUGAAGGUUUUACCCCACUUUCAGAUGCUGAAGCAGCAGCUGAAGCUUAUGCAAAAAGGUUAGUUGAAUAUGACAGAAACUCUGCUGCAAGAACAUCUGUAAUCGAUGAUCAAAGUGAUUAUUACCAGAUUGAGGGCAAUAGCUGGUUGUCUAAUGAGGAAAAGGAGCUUUUGAAAAAGAAACAAGAGGAGAUUGAAGAGGCUGAACGAGCUAAACGAAACAAAGUGGUUGUAACCUUUGACUUGGUUGGCCGCAAGGUUCUUUUGAAUGAAGAUGAUUCUUCUGAACUUGAAUCACACACCAAUAUCAUGCGGCCAGCAGAUGAAAGAGAAGUGAAUAGAAUUAAACCAAAUCCAUCUCUUCAAAUACAUCCUGUCUUUUUAGAUCCAGGCCCCAGAGAGAAAUCCACCAAAGACAGAAACUCAAACAAAGCCGUUGGCAAAAAAGGCAUUUGUCUGGAAAUUACUGGAAGGGUGCAGCAUGAUAGCAAUGAAUUGAAGCAUCUUAUGAUGGAAAGUGUUUGAAACGUUAUUCAAUAGGAAAGCUUGGAAGGGGGCCUUUUAUGAAUCAUAGGCAGCAGCUAUUAGAAGACAAUUAUGAAUGUUCUUUGCUGGUUGAAGCGUAACUACUUAGCUAACUUCUAAGUCUCGUGUUCAAUUUUACUAGUAGCCUGAUCUCGGUGUAAAACUUUUCACAGCAGGAUAUCUCUUUUGUCCUUUACGCCUCAUAUACAUUGUGUUCUUUUACCCUUUCCUUUUUACCUCCGAGAGUUCCACAUUUUACAUCCCAGCCGACAGUUUUUUGUUAAUAAAUUAUGUAUUCCCAACAAUGUUUGAUGCUUCUGUUGAAAAAAGAAAACCUAUUGUAGGACUCUACACUUUUAAUUCAAGAAUUUGCCACUAUAAUGGCAUCGAAA
Molecule: messenger RNA, 1670 nt
Organism: Cucumis sativus (cucumber)
Lineage: Eukaryota; Viridiplantae; Streptophyta; Magnoliopsida; Cucurbitales; Cucurbitaceae
Exons: 4
Coding region: 82-1278 (398 amino acids)
Biological process (GO): regulation of DNA-templated transcription
Cellular component (GO): nucleus
Molecular function (GO): zinc ion binding
Source: RefSeq, a predicted model, not a curated record